This is a messenger RNA of Peronospora belbahrii, 750 nucleotides long. The record is from the annotation of a GenBank genome assembly. Lineage: Eukaryota; Oomycota; Peronosporomycetes; Peronosporales; Peronosporaceae.
AUGGACCGUGAUUCCCUUGUGUUCCUUGCCAAGCUGGCCGAGCAGGCCGAGCGAUACGACGAGAUGGUAGACCACAUGAAGGCUGUAGCAAACAACCACAACGUGGAGCUUACGGUUGAAGAGCGUAACCUGCUAUCGGUUGCUUACAAGAAUGUGAUUGGUUCGCGUCGUGCCUCGUGGCGUGUGAUCUCUUCCAUUGAAAACAAGGGUGACUCGGAGCGUAGUGAGCACAUUAAGGCCUACCGCCAGAAGAUUGAGGGCGAGCUUGUGGAUAUCUGCAAUGACAUUCUGACAAUCAUUGAGAACAAUUUGAUUCCUAAUUCAUCUAGCGAGGAGGGUAAGGUGUUUUACUACAAGAUGAAGGGUGACUACCACCGUUAUUUGGCCGAGUUCCAGGUGGAUGACGAGCGCAAGGAGUCUUCAGACAAGGCUUUGGAAAGCUACAAGCAAGCUUCGACCAUUGCCAUGGCUGAGCUUCCUCCCACGCACCCUAUCCGAUUGGGUUUGGCUCUUAAUUUCUCAGUCUUUUACUAUGAAAUUCUGAACUCGCCCGACCGAGCGUGCAAUCUGGCCAAGCAAGCUUUCGACGAUGCUAUUGCCGAGCUUGAUACGCUCUCGGAAGAGAGCUACAAGGAUAGCACACUGAUCAUGCAGCUAUUGCGUGACAACCUGACCCUCUGGACCUCAGACCAGGAACCUGACAACACUGACGCUAACCAGGGUGACAUGAAUGUCCAGGACGUGGAGUAA